AUAAAGGAGAGCUUCAAAAUGUUUGAUAUAUGAACUUCAAAUUCGACUCCGUAAUAAAUGAGUCACGUUUGAGCUGGACAAUGGACUGUUCACCUUAGUUCUGUUUGAUUGAAUCGCAUUAUCCAAUAUGAGAGCUUAACAAUGGAAAUUAUCUACUACUAUAAUUUUAUCUUUUUAAAGUUAGAAAAAAUUGAUUUUGUUUGAAUUAUUAGUGGAGUAGAAAAUAUCAUCUCUCUCCCCCAACAUUUUCGAAAUCGGAAGCUGAAGUCCGAUUGAAGAUAUCUGGUCCACCGUGAAAUUGGUACAGUACUGAAACGAAAACGACCACCAUAAUUGACCGUACUUCUCAGAGUUGUGUGUAUGUAUUCACUUCCACAGCACGUUUCCAACCCCACCUUGAAAAACCAGCACCAACCAAUUCAAUAAAGAAAAACAAAUCUUUGCAAGCAAUCGUGGAAUGCGAUUGCUACCGCACCUCUGACCAACAAGACUGUAUCUGUAUGGCAGCACAGGUCUCGACGGCCACCGGCGAUGUAGCCAGGGCCCAUUUGGCCAUGGCGGUGGUGCAGCUCUUCAACGGCGGCUACCACGUCAUCACCACCGUGGCGCUCAACGACGGAGUCAACCAGUUCGUCUUCUGCGUUUUCCGGGACCUCCUCGCGCUCUUGAUUCUUGCCCCCGUCGCCUAUUUCGUUGAGAAAAAGAAAAGGUUGCCAUUAAACAGACGCCUCGUAGGAACGUUUUUCCUUCUCGGUCUAACUGGGAUUUUCGGGAACCAGCUUUUAUUUCUUCUUGGGCUUAGCUACACAAAUCCGACUUAUGCUUCAGCCAUACAGCCUUCCAUUCCAGUCUUUACAUUCAUUUUUGCUGUGAUGAUGGGGACAGAGACAGUCAAUUUACGCAAAAUAGAAGGUCAAGUAAAGUUAGGAGGAACUCUUGUUUGUGUUUCCGGUGCCAUUCUAAUGGCUAUCUUCCGGGGCCCAGCUGUGUUUGGAUCCGAGGAGAUACUUACAGCAUAUGCUGAGCCUAAUAACGAGGUUCAAUCUGAACCUGCUCUUUGGUUAAUAUCUAAUUUUCUGGGGUUAGGGAUUGAAACUUGGCACCUUGGGGUUUUGUGCUUAAUUGGAAACUGCAUAUGCAUGGCUGCUUUUCUCGCCAUUCAGGCUCCACUUUUAGCUAAAUAUCCUGCUAGUAUAUCAGUGACAGCCUAUUCAUACGGUUUUGGUGCCGUAUUAAUGGUAGCGACUGGAGUACUUGCAACUAAUACAUCAACAGACUGGAAUCUCACAAAAUCUGAGGUUAUUGCAGUUUGCUAUGCUGGAAUCGUAACGUCUGCACUGAGCUACGGACUCGUGACUUGGUCUAAUAAAACCAUGGGCCCUGCCUUGGUUGCUCUGUACAAUCCACUUCAACCUCUUGCUUCAUCCAUCCUAGCAAAAUUUUUCCUUGGAAGCACAAUUUAUUUGGGAAGCAUUCUUGGAGGAGUACUCAUUAUAAUCGGGCUUUAUUUGGUCACGUGGGCGUCCUACAACGAAAAACAGGCUAGAAUUGUGCUUCCUCAUGUUCGGUCAACUGAACCGCUCAUUGACAGAGAUUCACCCGUGAAUAAGUUAUCAUAGCCGCUUGGGCGCGUUCUAUCAGGCCCUCGAACCUCGAAAGAUAUACGGCUUAAGAGGUUACAUCGGUUUUCUUCAUUGGGAUUUCAAGAUUUGUAAAAAGUUGCAGCAUAUCAUCUACAUUUUUGAGAGCAUGUGUAUUUUGUUGUUGUAUCUUGUUGGAAAUUGAAAUAUAAUUACUUUAUGGUGUAUAUGUUUUGAGGCACUCAUCUUAGUAUGUGAGCUAGGUGGAGACAUAUUUCAUGUCCUACACAAUGUUCUAGUUUUUUGUGAAUGUGUACAAAAUCUGCAUAAUAAUAUUAAAGUUUGUACAGUUCAGAUA
This is a messenger RNA of Salvia miltiorrhiza (redroot sage), 1938 nucleotides long. RefSeq names its product WAT1-related protein At4g19185-like. Lineage: Eukaryota; Viridiplantae; Streptophyta; Magnoliopsida; Lamiales; Lamiaceae. Gene Ontology annotation, cellular component: plasma membrane. Gene Ontology annotation, molecular function: transmembrane transporter activity. The record is from RefSeq and is a predicted model, not a curated record. The coding region runs from base 501 to 1619 and encodes 372 amino acids. The transcript has 7 exons.